This is a messenger RNA of Nylanderia fulva, 2327 nucleotides long. It is a transcript of the gene Rab14, whose product is annotated as RAS oncogene family member Rab14. NCBI's taxonomy places the organism in Eukaryota, Metazoa, Arthropoda, Insecta, Hymenoptera, Formicidae. Gene Ontology annotation, biological process: defense response to bacterium; Golgi to endosome transport; endocytic recycling. Gene Ontology annotation, cellular component: trans-Golgi network; phagocytic vesicle; recycling endosome. The record is from RefSeq and is a predicted model, not a curated record. Gene Ontology annotation, molecular function: GTPase activity; GTP binding.
GAAAAACGUCGUUCGCGUGUACCUUCGUGUUACUCGAUGACAGAGUGAAUCGAGGGAAUUCGUGCGACGUUCGACUGUUCGCGAAGUGUUUACCACGCAUUCACGCGAGCGUACGAUUUCACUCUCCUCGCAAGUAAAGAUCUGCAGCGACCAGCGAAAAAAAAGGAAGAGGUCGCCGAUACACUAAACGCGUGCAAAAUGUCAACCGGUCCAUACAAUUAUUCCUACAUCUUCAAAUACAUUAUUAUAGGGGAUAUGGGAGUAGGCAAAUCAUGCCUACUUCAUCAGUUUACAGAAAAAUUUAUGGCGGAUUGUCCACAUACUAUUGGUGUUGAAUUUGGGACUAGGAUUAUCGAAGUAGCAGGACAGAAGAUAAAAUUGCAAAUAUGGGACACUGCUGGACAAGAACGAUUUAGAGCAGUUACUAGAUCGUAUUAUCGAGGUGCAGCUGGAGCUUUAAUGGUAUACGAUAUUACACGUCGUUCAACUUACAAUCAUCUCAGUAGCUGGCUGACAGACACAAGAAAUUUGACAAAUCCAAGCACUGUCAUAUUCUUAAUUGGUAACAAGAGUGACCUCGAAGGACAACGUGAUGUUACCUAUGAAGAAGCGAAACAGUUUGCUGACGAACAUGGCUUAAUGUUUGUCGAGGCUAGCGCAAAAACAGGGCAUAAUGUAGAGGAAGCUUUCUUGGAAACUGCAAAGAAAAUAUUCCAAAGUAUACAAGACGGACGAUUGGACCUAAACGCAGCAGAGUCUGGUGUGCAACAUAAUCCCAGUCAACCAGGUCGUACCAGUCUCCAAGGAGUAUCUAAUGAACAGCAAGGUGGAAAGGACUCCUGCUCCUGUUAGGUCUUAUUAUUUGUUUGUAUAUAGAUAUAUUAAUUGAUCGGUACUAUUAAUGCAUAUAUGAUUUGUACUAAGUGUAGCUGGCAGAUUAUCUCUUAGCCUGUAUCCUCCCUUUGAUAAGCAAAGUCUACUUAAAAAGAAAAAUCCAGAAAAAGGAACAUAUUCAAAAUCUUUUUUUUUUUUUGCGUCGAUACAGUAAUAAAUACCGACACACAAUAUAGAGACGUAAGUUAGGUAAAAAUGAUUCCAAUAAUGCUAUUAGUUCUUGACGCAGCAAGAGUCAGCGAUCUACCCAUGAAAUGGCUUUUGUAUGAUUAUUGCAACUUCUAUACUAUUUCUAUGUAGAUUUUUUAUAUAUAUUCGUGCAUUUUGUUGUGAAAUAAUUAAGAUUGAGAAAAAUAAUUCAUUUCUCCAGUAUGUACGCGUAGUAAAAGCAACCGAUCAAUAUAUUUUCCGUACGUUUGACUGAAAAUUUCUGCUGAACGACGUAAUGGCGAACACACGAGUGAUGAAAUUUACAUUAACUAAUUUAUAUUAUGUAUGGGAGGAUUACAUAUUUGUUGUAACAUGCAAGUUCUUGCUUUAAGAAAUUUAAUCAAUGAAAAUUAACUGAAAUUAUAAACAGUCAUAUAUUUUAAUCACUUUUUAAACCUUCUUUACUUGCUAAGGUUUGCACAUUUAUGUAUAUGGGCUUUUUGUGAAUUCGGCCAUCUUCAAAACUAAUUAUAGAUAAAGAGAAAAACUAGAGGGAUCAAAAAACGUUUUGUUAACAUUCGAAAGAUAUCUAUUCUUUAGGCUUCUGGCUUAAAAAUUAUGUCUGAGAAUUUUCAGCGUGUGCUUUCUCACAAUUUAACAUAGUCGUGGUGAGGAUCCAGGAGCCUUAUAUAUAUAUAAAAAUUGAACAUUGAUUUAGUGACAAAUCAAAGAUGGAAUAUUAUAUACAUUUUUUAUAUCAAUUAUAAGUUUAAAAGUCAUUUUUGGUUUAUGCAAGUCUGAAUUAUGGUCAGCACAGUUAAAGGCACAUUACAUAAAACAAUAUUUGAAUAUAUAUGUUACAUGCGCGUUUUAGCUUUUUUUUUCUUUACCUAUUUUCUUUAUUUGUUAGCGGAUCUACAACUCAACAUAUAAGUUUCUUCUAUACCUUUGAAUCAGAGAGCAAAAUCUUUCUCAAGUGCUGUCUCUUGUCUAUCUGUUCUCCACAGACAUUUUAAACCAAAAUUGAUGCACUCUUCCUCACAUAAAGUUAUAUAAACUCUAUCUUGUUAUGAUUCGAUGAUACAAAGAUAAUAUUAUUGAUAUAGAGGCGAAUAAGAAAUAAAAAAAGAGAAUGGUAGAGAAAAUUCGCAACGAACAAAUUUAUUAUUUUCAGUGUUGUGUGACUUGUAAACUAUUUGUAUUGAUAGUGCAAGAAAAUGCGAAAUGUGAAGAAUCGCCUCAAAUAAAUUUGAUCAAAGUUUUAUCGAUCUAUUCAAAUAAUA